AUGUUCACAACUAAAGUAAAAACAAAGGCAUUAUCUAAACUAUUUUCACCCUCUGAAGUCACUGACAGAUAGACACAUCAAUCCUUUGACAACACUCACAGGAGAUAGCUGCACAAUUACAAUCAGAAUGCUAACAAUAUUCAUAUUGAUUUCAAGCAGAGGCAUUAGGAUAACUCAAUCAGUGAUAUCCAAGAUAUAAAAGGAAAGUACAACAAAGGAGUAUUUAAGAAUCGAUAUUACAACAACAGUUUCGCUGAUACUAACUAGCAAAGUAUAAUUGCAGAAAAAGAUGAGUAAGGACCAGAAAAUAACACAUAUCAUAGAUUUAUAGUAAAGAACCAUAAGCAUACAGAACGUGAGCCCUAGAACAAGAAGUAGAUUCAGAACUUAAUCAUGUCGCGUAGGUUGUAAAUUCAGUCGCCUGAGACUCAGAGGAAUAAAAACAACUUGUUUAACAAGGAGUUGUAUCGUAACACAGUGGAUGUUACCAACCAGAAAGAUUCAAUUCAUAUAUCGCAGAUUAAUAUUGAUCACCAGAAUGUGUCUCAAGACUCAUUAGACAAUUAGCUCCAUUCUGGAAUGAAUGCCAUUAGCCUCAACAAGAUUAGACCCUAAACAUCUAAGAAUUCAAGCAAGUUCAAUCAUAAAAACCAAAGCAAACUCAUUGAAUUCAUAUAUGACAAGAAAAAAGAAAAGCCAUCUAGAUUUUACUAUCUCUACAAUAGUAACGGCAGUAACAAAUGGAAUGAGUCUAAUUGCAGUGAUGAGAAUUAGACUCAGCCUUAGUUGAAAUAAGAGAUAAGAAGUCUACUUGAUAAGCUUAUUAUCGAAUAAGACAGCGAUAUCAAAGCUUAAAACUAGCUAUUAAAGGAUAUAAUUGCAAAAUAGAGUCAGUAUAUUUUGUUUCUUGAGAAUACAUGCAGUAUGAAAAUAGAUCACAUCAGUGAAACUGUGAUUGAAGACUAGUUACAUAUUCUUGGGUUUAAUGUACGAAAGUAAAUCGAUAAAAUAGAUAGGCUUUAAAAUAACGUGCUCAAGCAAAAUGAAGAAAUCCGAAGAUACAUUUAAUCUACAAAGAACAUGAAAAAAAAGCUUCAGUUUGAUACCUUCGACCUAACUGAUAGGAAACAUAAACCUGAUGAAGAAAUAGUGGAGUUUGCUGGUGAGACUCAAAAAAUGAGGUUUUCGCUGAUAUCAGAAUCAAUAAAUAAUACUAUGGAUUUUUAAGAGGGUAUAAGUGCAAGAGAACCCUAUGAUGAGACAAUCUGCAUUGAGUCUCCUCAUAUUACUCUAAAUCCAAUCGGUGAUCGAAUGGUCAAGCAGUAAGCAAAUAAAAAGUUCAUGAAGUUUAAUGAAAACAAAGGAAUAGUGAAUGUCACCAAUAAUAAUCUAAGUUAAAUAAAUAACAGCCCCAUUAAGGGAAAUCCCAGCUAUAGAUAUGCAAAUACAGGAGGAGGUUUUCAUACAAAUAUGAAAAGUAGUAUGAAAGGCUCAGUCCAGCCAAACAAACAUCAAUUUAAUAGAAUCGAAUCCCUAUUGUGA
This is a messenger RNA of Stylonychia lemnae, 1542 nucleotides long. The record is from the annotation of a GenBank genome assembly. NCBI's taxonomy places the organism in Eukaryota, Ciliophora, Spirotrichea, Sporadotrichida, Oxytrichidae.